AGAGGGGGAGCAGCCGCCGCUGUGGUCGCAUUAAAAACUGCAUCGCCCUUUGUGACAACUGUAGAUCAGUGAGCCAUCAGCUCCCGUCUCGCCCUUGUUUCGGGGACUUGUAGUUUUUAGUGUAAAGAACGCCGGCGCGUGGUAGAGACCCUCCGUGAGAGUAAAACUACAGUUCCCUCGUAGCUACUCGGAGGUGUUGGUUGUCAAUAUGGCUGUUGUCAGACAGACAAAGCAGAGAGGCAAAUAAUUCGCUUCUGAUUAGAAAUCCUUGGAAAGGGGUCGGACAGGGCACUGUAGUCAUAUUGCGUUAUUGGUCGGCCGCAGUAAAAGACGCCGCGGGUCUUUGCUCAAGUUGCCAAGGUUAAAUGGUUAAGUGGACGAUUUGAACCGAGGUAAGUCGUGUACUUAGAGAAAUACAACAGUGAAAGUGAUGUUAUUAAUAUCAAACGCCCGCUAGCCAGCGGCGGCGGCUAACAUCAGCUAGUAUCAGCGUUGGCACGGCUAGCAUGUUAUGCUAAUCGUUCCACAGCGCGAGCGCUAGCGACAUAGCAUAUGUUACGUUUCCAGCCGUCCUCUGUGAUGCCCGGUGUCGUCGGUAUACACUCAGCGCUGGCAAUGACGGGAAUCAUUCUGGGUUUUUAGAGGGUUGCGAGCUGGCUAAUGUAACGUUACGCAGGGCACUGCCCGUCCGUCACAGACACGCCUGCUAACGCUAGCUUUUGGGCAAAGGGCGUGAAAGCAUCAGCCGGUGGCUCUCCCGCAGCGUCGAGACGAGCGACGGAUUCGCGCUCUCCUCGCGGGGCCCACGGUCCUCAGCAAAACAAACACACAUGGACGGGGGAGAGGUGCCAUGAGCUGUGGUCAAUGUUGGGACAAUUUAGGAAACGAGUUAGCUUUACACUGGGAGUAUCUGAUACAUCAUGCACGCGCCCUGUAUUUAGCAGCAGGAUGUCUGAGUUCAGCGAGGAGCCGCGCUUCACCAUCGAGCAGAUAGAUCUGCUGCAGCGGCUGCGUCGCAGCGGCAUGAGCAAGCAGGAGAUCCUGCACGCGCUCGACACUCUGGACCGGCUGGACCGGGAGCACGGCGACAAGUUCGGCCGCCGCACCUCUUCUUCCUCCUCCUCCUCGUCCUGCUACGGAGUAGGCGGGGCAAACGGCUGCGCCAACAACUCCGCUUCGAAUGCCAACAACAGCAACACUGCCUCGGCGCCCACCACCACCUCCUCCUCCGUGACGUGCAACGGAGGUGAGGGCGUCGCCGGCGAUCACUCGGCGGCAGCCACCUCCUCCUCCUCAUCCAAAAUCUCCACCGCCACACAGACGCAGUUUGGCAGCGGAGGUGGGCUCUCGCCGUCCCCUAGCAACAGCUACGACACAUCCCCGCCUCCGGGCCCUCCGCCGCCGUCCGCCGUCCUGCCCUCACCGGUCUCACUGGUGGCUCUGUCGCAGAACGGCCGGGACAGCCUGGCUGCCACGCCCAACGGUAAGCUGUCUCCGCCCAGAUACCCGGUGAACAGCGCGGCGGCAGCGCGAGCAUUCGGGUUUGAAGCGACAGAGGAGGACCUGGAUAUUGACGACAAGGUGGAGGAGCUGAUGAGGAGGGACAGCAGCUUGGUGAAAGAGGAGAUCAAGGCGUUCCUGGGGAACAGGAGGAUCUCUCAGGCCGUGGUGGCACAAGUUACCGGCAUCAGCCAGAGCAGGAUCUCCCAUUGGCUGCUGCAGCACGGCUCCGACCUGAGCGAGCAGAAGAAGAGGGCCUUCUACCGCUGGUACACGCUGGAGAAGACCACACCAGGUGCCACUCUAAACAUGCGGCCAGCUCCGUUACCUCUGGAGGAAAUGGAGUGGAGGCAAACCCCGCCCCCCAUCACCACCGCCCCCGGGACCUUCCGGCUGCGUCGCGGAAGUCGCUUCACUUGGAGAAAAGAGUGCCUGGCAGUGAUGGAGAGCUACUUCAACGACAACCAGUACCCAGAUGAGGCCAAGCGGGAGGAGAUAGCAAACGCCUGCAAUGCUGUCAUUCAGAAGCCAGGGAAGAAGCUGUCUGAUCUGGAGAGGGUGACCUCCCUGAAAGUUUACAACUGGUUCGCCAACCGCCGCAAAGAGAUCAAGAGACGCGCAAACAUCGAAGCCACAAUCCUGGAGAGUCACGGGAUAGACGUCCAGAGUCCAGGGGGACACUCCAACAGCGACGACAUCGAUGGGAACGACUUCUCAGAGCAGGCAUGUGACCUGCCCUAUUUUGACAAGAGACCUCUCAGUCGACCUUUUGGCCUUUACCGACUGGAGCCCACCUCGCCAACACAGGAGGACAGCGCGGCACACAGCGAGCACCAGGACCCCAUCUCUCUGGCCGUGGAGAUGGCCGCCGUCAACCACACCAUCCUGGCCCUGUCCAGAACCGGAGGGGCCCCGAACGACAUCAAGACCGAGUCCCUGGAGGACGAAUGAACUGCGCGGGGGGAAACAAGGUUGGGGGGGGGACAGACACAGAGUCGAGA
Anarrhichthys ocellatus (wolf-eel) is the source of this 2501-nucleotide messenger RNA. It is a transcript of the gene hmbox1b, whose product is annotated as homeobox containing 1 b. The record is from RefSeq and is a predicted model, not a curated record. Gene Ontology annotation, biological process: positive regulation of DNA-templated transcription. The transcript is spliced from 10 exons. Lineage: Eukaryota; Metazoa; Chordata; Actinopteri; Perciformes; Anarhichadidae. Gene Ontology annotation, molecular function: double-stranded telomeric DNA binding. The coding region runs from base 865 to 2451 and encodes 528 amino acids. Gene Ontology annotation, cellular component: nucleus.